UAAUCUAGUCGUCUGCUUCAAUUCACAACAUAAACAUUCGACGUGUUUAGCAAUCACGGAAGUUAUUUUGUGUUCAUGCAAAUUGUAUAGUAAAAUUUACAAGGUCUUGGCCAUCAUAAUGGUCUUUCCGACGUUCGACGUGAUCGCUUUAGGGGCCAGACGUUCCCAUAUUUACUUUCUUUAUUAUAGGUUAUAAUGUUGAGUCGGGAAUACGUCCUGCAGAAACUUGGAGGGCAUUACCCUUUUAGUCAAAUUUGAACUUGAGAUUACAAUUUUGAAAGAACACAGACGUGCAGUGUAUCUUAUAUACAGGAUGGAGAAGAGAGGGCUCAGCACAUCAGAGGCUCUUCAGAUAUUAUUGGAUGACAUGAAUGAUGUUAUAGAACAGGAUAAGUUGCAGGAUGUCAAACAAAACAAAUUUGCGAGCUGCAACAUGCUCUUUCGUUUAAUGAAAACAUCCCUUCAAAUCAGAGAGCCGUUGUGCACUUUCAACUGGAUAUCAUUAUCAGUCCUAAGUGCUGAAGUGAUAGCUAUGCUGGUUGCCUACGAGAUUCACGAUUAUCAACAAUCACAGGCAUUAUUGUGGGAAGCUGUCUUACUUUUAUUAUUGGCUGUGUUCAAUUUUUCAUUCGCUUGCUGUGAUACACGCUUGCGUGUAACUGAAAUGCGCACUCGAACCGAGUGGCUCCGGAAUUUUGUUAAUGAAUGGAAACACAAAUGUGAAUGGAGCCCAGAGAAUUACCCUCACAUCCAUAGUCCACAGUCACCUAGCAUAACUUUGCAACCCACCAUAAGAGAUGGAAAUAUAGUCAACCUACCUUGGGCUCUUCUAGUAAAGGGAGAUGUAAUAGUACUUCGACCCGGUCAACCUGCUCCUGGACGCUGUAGAAAUGUAAAGACUUUAGGUAAUGAUGAAUCAAACUUUGUGUUGGAGGCGGACGAAAUUUAUACGCCACUGACCGACUCGGACAAAGCGGGUCCGUUUAACACGCCACUAUUGCGCCGACCUUUACCUUGCACUUAUUGCGUUCUCGAAGAAACCCCUUACGUCCAUUCAAUCCAAGUUGCUCUGAAAGAAGCUUUGAAUCGGCCCACUGGCGUUCUUCAUAAAGAAAAAUUUUUGUGUUUUGCCGUCUGUUUGGAGCAGUUUAUCGCCCCAAUUUUUCUGGUCCUUUUACUAGUGUUCAAUGCUGGGCGCUACUUUUACUUUUCAGAUCACCUUAGUACCGGUCAUUGGACAGAAAUGUUUCUCGUCCAACCCUGCCUAGUGGUGCUUCCUCUUCUUCCAAUUAUUUUACCUGUCGCCUGGCUCUUAAUCAAUGUCUAUGGCGUUGCCCUUAUUCUUGCUCUCUUCUACACAGCGCGUCAUUACAAAGUUAGCAACGAUCCGUUUGAGGAUGCAGAAGUCACCGCCCCAACUCAUUCUUCAUUCUGGAUCAAAUGUAAAGAAAUGAAACCUUAUUUCCUAGACACAUUAAUGGGUAGGGGCAAGUCACCCUUCCGCACCGGAAACAUUUUUCAAACACUAUCUUCUGUCACGGCACUUUGUUGUGUGGACAAGAAAGGGAUUUUAUCAUGGCCCAAUCCCACGGCGGAGAAAAUCUUUUUCCUGCGAAAUGGCUCAUGGGGACAUCAGCAAACUGAUUUUAAAGAAGAAACAGUCACUCUCAAACCCAGCAGCACAGCGGUUGGGGCCAUUUUAAAAAAGGGGAAAGAUAGCGCUAAAAAGACGCGGAAGCGCUCGAAUAAGCGGAAUUAUGCGGAACAUGUUCGAAGUAGCUACGAGACUAGAGCAGAAGUCCUGGACUUGAGUCACGACUGCACCGCACCUUUCCGUCUCCAGUUUGACGAUCCUUCUUGGCAGCAGUACAUGGGAUCGUUGAAACCUCUAGGUCUGGCCAUCCUGUUGAACACCUGUAACCCUUCUACUCAGGAGCGAUACAGCCAGUUCUGUUCCCACCUUGCCUGUCUCAGCAAAUUCCACGAAGAUACUGUCCCGGUUACAAAUCGACGAGAAUGGGAUGAAGUACGAGCUCACCUGAGCAUGUGCGACAGUUCGCGUACCACCGUUGCGAUGAAUAACCUCUUAACACAUGGUUGCCUGUGUGAAUUGGCCAAACAAAUUGGUUUCCAGAAUACUGCCCGCAACAUUUUUUCUUUAAAAGAUCAACUUUUCAUCUUUCGACAUCAAGCGGAUCCUUCCAGUCGCAAGGACAGACUGGCUCGCAGCUUGUCUCUUCCGAAAUUAAAAUUUCCUUUCCCGAAUAUGGUCGGUGUCUGUGUUCAAGAAUCCAACACGGGCCGGUUUCAAUUACUAUCACAAGGUACAGGUGAAAUUCUAUUGGAUGCCUGUGUCGACUACUGGAACGGUAUUGACCUCUGCCCACUGACAUUGGCCGAUAGGAAGAGGAUCCUCGAUUUCUACAAUCGCAGUAGCUUGACGGCCUAUUGUACAGCUUUCUCUUACCGGCCGGUGGAUGCUCGCUACCGUGAAACAACUGUGUGCGGAGGAGCCGAGUCACUGUUUCACAAUUCCGGAGUCUAUUUGGAGUUGCCUACGGAUAGUUCUCACCUCUACCAUCCACAGCGAAGCCCAACACCGGAAGGCAAUGAAUCGCUCUCGCGCAUCCAUUCAGACGGCAACCUUUAUUGCGCAACAACAACUGCCGGCUAUUAUUCGAGAUCCAACGAUUCCUCCAUGGCCGAAUCGCCAAACGAACCUAGUCCUAAUUCCCCGGAAGGUGUUUUUCAACUCCAGUGCAACCAGACUUUUGUCGGCAUGGUCACCAUGCAAUAUCAAGCCAGGACUGAUAUGGUUCAACUGAUCGAACAGUUGGACAAGUCGUCGGUGCGUUUCGUUCAUUUCAGCAAAGAAAACGAGCUGCGAUCGCGAGUCUUUUCAGAGAAAAUGGGUUUGGAAAGCGGCUGGAACUGCCACAUCAGUCUACUUAGCGAAAACGAUGGCGAAAUCAAAGAAGAAGGGAACGAGGAAAUGACCAAGCGGCGCCAGAACAAAUCGUCCAUGAGCUUGUUGAACAAGGACGAGUUUGGUGCGCUGAACGUCUCUGCCAAGAACCCGCAUUGCCUGAGCAUUUCCGCUCCUAGCGCCAUCAACAUUGAAAUGACUCAAGUCAAGUUUGAAGACGAGAUAUUUCUUCACAGCCUGACGGAUGAUGAUUCCCAGUCGGAAAAUUCGGAUACUGAUUUACUCAAAGAUGAAGAUCGAGACAGAUUAUUUCACUCUCAAAAGAGUCCGGUAUCGGUGAAAACUCCGUCUCCGCAACGGCACAAUUUGGUGAACUGUUCCAGUAAUAGCAGUAGCCCAUCUCUGGAGCGCUGUAACAGUCGGAGUAGAAGUAGCAGCAGCAGUAGCAGCAGUAGUAGUUCCAGCAGUAGUAGCAGUUCGAGUGUUUUACUCAACGUCGUUGGGGGAGUCGGUGGCAGUUGUUGGGAUUUAAACUUGUCAAGAUCACAGAGUCACGUUACGGAAAGUACAGAGCAGAGUGCUCCAGUAGCUUUUGACCUUACUAACCGGGCUAAACUUCCAAGAGGAAUUGAAGAGAUCCGACCGCAUAUUGAAAAUGUUGACAAUGUUCCUCUUUUGGUGUCUUUGUUCACGGAGUCUACUCCCGCCGCUGCAAGAGAAAUGAUCAAGAUAAUGCAGGAAUAUGGAGAAGUUGUGUGCAUUGUCGGUUCCUCUGCAUCCGCCUACAACUCCGCCAUCUUCAUGCAAGCCGAUGCCAGUUUGGCGGUGGAACCGCUGUACCCUCAAGUUUGCCAGCAAGUGCCCGUCUUCUCUUCUUUAUCGCAGACAAAUACUGUGUCUCCCGCCGAGUUGAGUCGCCGCCUCAAUUCACUUCCCUGUGCGCUGUCUUUCCAUCGGGAUGAAUUAUCCUCGUUGCUCCAUCUUGUCCUCGAGGCCCGUCACGUUGGCUUUUGCCUGCGCAAUGUUCUUCAGUUAUGGGCAGCCUCAAUCGCCUCUCUGUCUACCGUCCAACUAGGAGCAGCUCUGCUCUUCCUUCCACCCAUUUUCACGGCUGGCCAAAUCCUUUGGUUUACUUGCGUCAUCAUUCCUCUAUUGUCCAUCAGUCUUAUUGGUGCUCCUACCGAUCCUGGCGUUAUGAACGUCGCUACCGGAAAAAAUUCACGAAAAGUCGAUAAAGGGACUUUCAAGUUCGUUUUGUGGAGCUAUGGACUCAAAUUCUUCCCAUCGAUGAUCGUUCUCCUCAUCUUUUAUGGCGCAUCACUGCUAUCCCUCUGCUCUUAUGUCAGUCCCGACUGUCAAACGACAUCCAACUGUUCGUGGGUUUAUCCAUCACGUAAUGGAACUGUAGUGAAAGGGCUUUGGUCUGGCUGGGGAGAGCCGGCUCAUCUGCCUCUUUUGUACACUAUACAGCACAGCACCGCUUUGGCCUUUGUUAUUUAUCUAGUUUUUAUAUCCUUGUCGUUUGUUCAUCGCCAAUUCCACUUUUGGCAAGUCAAUCCGUUUAGCAAUCGAUUGUGGAUCGCUUGUUCCGGUGUCGUGAGCAUCUUGCAAAUAAUCUACUUUUCAAUCGGCACCGGGGCGAUUGGUGCCUAUUCGACGACCGAUAAUUCGUGCCCUUCGACCAGUUCGAUAUCCGGUUUUCCCCUUCCGGGAUGGCUUCUCCUAGUAUGGCCAAUUCCCCUCAUCGGGCUUAACGAAUUGGUCAAACAUUAUGAGAUCAAGGUCAAUGUCCGGCUUCAGAAGAGAGCUCGCUUAGAGUUUGGAACAAAGCUCGGAAUGAAUUCCCCUUUUUGAAAAGAAGAACAACAUGACGUGAUUUGUACGCUUGUGUAGUUUGCCAAUUUGCUGAUCUCUAUAUUACAAGACGAAAAUGA
This is a messenger RNA of Daphnia pulex (common water flea), 4860 nucleotides long. Its product is annotated as transmembrane protein 94-like. The transcript is spliced from 23 exons. Lineage: Eukaryota; Metazoa; Arthropoda; Branchiopoda; Diplostraca; Daphniidae. Bases 314 to 4780 code for a protein of 1488 amino acids. The record is from RefSeq and is a predicted model, not a curated record.